Molecule: messenger RNA, 1149 nt
Organism: Malassezia globosa CBS 7966
Lineage: Eukaryota; Fungi; Basidiomycota; Malasseziomycetes; Malasseziales; Malasseziaceae
Exons: 1
Coding region: 1-1149 (382 amino acids)
Cellular component (GO): cytoplasm
Molecular function (GO): 2-oxoglutarate-dependent dioxygenase activity
Source: RefSeq, a predicted model, not a curated record
AUGGCACCAGUUGCUGCACUUGCUCCCGCUGUUCCGCCCGCUUUGACCACAUGCAAAAGCAUAUCUGCAAGCCCGUCUAUCGCUUCUCUGGUUAGAAAUACUAAAUCUUCAAUUGCUUCACGCCAACCACUUCAAGUUUCAGGACUGUUAGACAGUCUAUAUGAGUUUGACGAGUUGACGCCUGGACUUGGACGAUUGUAUCCAACAAUUCAGCUUAGGGACCUGAUAUAUCAUGAAAAGGCUGAUGAGCUGAUCCGAGACUUGGCUAUAAUCAUUUCCCGACGAGGUGUUGUGUUCUUCAAAAAUCAAGAAUUAUCUGCAGACGAGCAAAAGUUCGUGACCGAUCGUCUCGGUCAUCUGACGGGCAAACCGGCCACCUCGGGGCUUCACAUUCACCCCGUAUACAACGCUGAACGGGUAGGAAAAGAUCAGGUUGUGGAUGAAAAGGGUACUCAAAACAAGGAUAAUGAAAUUAGUGUGAUAUCGAGCAAUCUACAUCGAUCAUUGGACGUUGAGCCUCGUUCGGGUGCAGACGAAUGGCACAGCGAUAUUGCCUUUGAGCCAGUUCCAGCUGAUUAUACUUCUUUGAAAGUUCACACACUCCCACAGACCGGUGGUGAUACCAUGUGGGCAAGUGGGUAUGAAGUGUACGAUCUCUUGUCACAACCAUUUAGGAACAUGUUCGAGAAAUUGAAAGGCUUUUACUAUCCACCGGAGUUUAUUAACUCGGCUGCACGGCAUGGCUAUGCACUUUAUCCAGGGCCGCGUGGAGCAGCCGAAAAUGUGGACACACACCUAACUGCGGAACAUCCCUUGAUUAGGACAAAUCCGGUGACGGGUUGGAAGUCUGUAUUUGGCAUUGGGCACCAUUUCAAUCGCAUUCUUGGUGUAUCUCUUGACGAAAGUGACAUGCUUAAGAGAUAUAUUCGAGACCUAGUGACACAAAACCACUCAACACAGCUUCGGUAUCGAUGGGGCAAGAACGAUUUGGCCAUUUGGGACAACCGAUCAACGUAUCAUGCUGCAACGCCGGAUUACUUUGAUUUGGGUCCUCGCUCGGGGAUCCGGGCUGUAUCUUGCGGAGAACGGCCAUUCUUCGACCCUGCUAGCCGUUCGCGGCGUGAAGAGUUGAAAGGAAAACUUGUAUAA